UUCCCUAUUCCUAUUGGCUGUUGCCUGGCAUUGUGAGAUAGGCUUGACAAUCCCGCGUUUUUGUUUCACUGUAAGCUGCUGGAGUGACGAAGUGCAUGCAAAUUUUGAUUGUGAAAAAUAAUAAUGAGUGACGAUCAGAACUCUGAGGGACCUCCCCCGGUACGUAUAAUAUUUUUACUUCAAACGGUUAUAUUGCGUCUCCGGUAACUCUUACGCGAUAUGCAAGUUACAUAUGCAAGGAAUUACCUAACCUAUUUUCUAUGUAUAUAUCGCAAAAUUAUUAAUUAAUCACUGGCCAAUUUAAUACUGCCAGUAUAAAAUUUCAGUAAAGGAUAUUUUAAUUUUGUUGUGCUGAAAUUGUUCAACAAUAAUGAUGUUGAGGAAGAAUUGGAAGAAAACAACUUCUAUGAAAUAGGAUUGUCUAAAUGGCUUUUUGAAGUAGAUGAAAAUAUGAUUGGAAUGACCUAUUGGCCCCCUAGCAAUCAAAAUGUGGCACUUUGUGUUCGAGAAGAAAGAGCAGCUGAUCCCAAAACUUGGGACAAACUUCGCAUCGAGGUUAAAAGAUAUAAGGAAACUUACAUAGCUGCCAGAAACACUUUAAACGGAAUCAUAAAAUUCAGCUCGGCAUAUGAAACAGAAACUGAGUUUGGACGAGGGAUGAGAAGAAAAGCAAAGCGAAAGAGGAUUCUCUCUUCAUCAGAUUCCGAAGAAGAGGCGGUUGAGAGAAAGCAAGUGAGGCUAAAGUCCAAGAUUUAUAAUAUUCCUCCCCCACCUUUCCCACCUCCCCCACCUUCUGUGCCAGCACUGGAAUCAACUAGUCUAUCAGGAUUAAAGAAUUCUCAGAGAAGUAAGAAUUUUGAAAAUAAUGCAAAAGCAAAGAAAGACCAGCAUAAUAUGCCCAGAACUGAGAUUGAAUCCUCAUUCCCCUCACGAGGAAAUCCGAAAGAAUCUAGGAAAUCUGCCAAUUCAAUUCAAGCUGGAAAACAAAAUGUUGGUUUAUCAAGCAAAAAGAGUACUGUCAUUACAAAACUGUCUGCAGGGGCACGUAUCAAGGAAAAUGCCCAAAAGAGAGCAGUGAAAGAUAGUAUAACUAUGUCUAGCAGAGAUCAACUCGUAGCAAAGCUAGAGGCAUUGCGUGAGAAAUCUAAAGAGAAGAAAAUUAUUGAUGUAAGUUCCUCUUUCGUCCCACAGAGUAGCCGUAAUGAGUCUUCAGAUUAUUUAGAUGUGGAUGAGGAAUCAUUUUUAAAGGCCAACUCACUAGAAAUAGAGGAGUCGUCAGUAAAUGAAGAGGAUUUGUCUGAAAAUAUGUUUCAGAGUAAAAGGUCUACUGGAUUAUCCACUUUAAUUACACAAAAUGAUGUUGAAGGUUAUCAAACUUCUGCAUUCUCAGACUCAACUCUGAACUGCACACCCACUGAAUCACCUAUACCUAUAUCUGUUUUUCCUUAUAAGAGUUCUGGAAAAGACUGCAAUGGUUCAUCGAUUUAUCAAGAAAAAGACAUUGUUAUGAUUCAUCAAAUGAUACGUGAUCUCAGCAGCAAGGUUGACAUUGCACUUAUGAAUAUCAACAAGUUAUGUAGGAUCCUAAUGCCUCAUGAAAAGAGAAUUACAAGACCAGAAGGUAUGCCAUCUCUGCCUUUGAAAACAUUAAAAGACUUCGACAUGUUCGAAAAAUUUUUGGAGCAAGGUGUUAACCAGAGUGCAAUGACUGAUUAUCUGGAUGCUUUUCCUGUUCCACCCAAAGAAUAUAAUGCUACAAUGUGUUUAUUGGCUACAGUUAUGACAAACGGUUUGGCUUCUAAUUUUAACUUUGAUGGCCAAAAGUACAAAUUAGGUUUCCAAAAAACUCGCUUGUGGAAGACUAUUGAAGCAACACUCCUGCGUAAGUAUGAAGGCAGCCAACUUACUGAUGGCUUUAAGGCAGUUAAGUCAUGGCUGCGGAAUGCACCUUGGCGAUUAGGGGGUCAAGGAUCUCUGAAGCAAAGAGCCAAUGCGACAAUCUAAAAUAUUACAGUUUCUUUCUUUCUUUAUAAGUCAUUUAUUGUACUAUAAUGAAUAUUUCAAGUACUAAUGUAAUUUUUUUAAAUUUAUUUUUUAAUAUUGAUUGUGAUAUUUUGUCAGUUAAGAAAAUUCAUGUAGUAUUGACUGCAAAAAUCCUUGUAUACAGGGUGUUACAGAAUGACCGUAUCAGGCGUUAAUUUGGAAAAAUAUGCAUUAUGGUGAAAAAUGUUUCAGACAAAAGUUGUUUGGUUUCGAGGGUGAUA
Molecule: messenger RNA, 2264 nt
Organism: Vollenhovia emeryi
Lineage: Eukaryota; Metazoa; Arthropoda; Insecta; Hymenoptera; Formicidae
Exons: 8
Coding region: 451-2004 (517 amino acids)
Source: RefSeq, a predicted model, not a curated record